GGGGAGUUGCAACAUAGAGAUACUCUUUCUACACAGAAGACGGCGUCUCCUAUGCAGAGGAUGGUGAGCUCAACGACGAGGACAUGGUCAGUUACUAUGAUAACCUUUGUGCAGGGUGUGUGUAUUGGGAAGUAGAUAGUCAGAGGGACCGUGAAGGGGAUGUGAGGGACAUCGAUGAACAUGAGGGGAGGGCUGGCGAAUGGUGGGUGAACCUGAUGGCGCUCUCUUCUCAGGUCGGCGCCGGGAAUACUGACGUCGACGGUGUCACUCGUCUGCAGCAGCGUAAUGGAGAUCAGGCGGGUGAGUGGGAGGUGGCGCAGGGGUUCAUGAAAGAGGUGGUAGUUGUGGUGGAGGAGAGGCAAGGAAUGGGCAAAAUCGGAGAGAAGGGUUGGAAGGUGGACAACAACAACAACAACGACGGUGAGCUGGGAUUGGGCAAAAUUGGUGACGAGGGCGAGAACGGCAACAACAACGGAGAGCUGGGAUUGGGCGAAAUUGGCGACGUGGGCGAGAAGGGCGAUGAACAUGAGGGGAGGGCUGGCGAAUGGUGGGAGAACCUGAUGGCGCGCUCUUCUCAGGUCGGCGUCAGGAAUGCUGACAUAGACAGUGUCACUCAUCUGCGGCAGUGUAAUGGAGAGCAGGUGGGUGAGUGGGAGGUGGCACAGGGGUUCAUGGAGGAGGUGGUAGUUGUGGUGGAGGAGAGGCAAGGAAUGGGCGAGAUCGGAGAGAAGGGUUGGAAUGUGGACAACAACAACAACAACAACAACAACAACGACAACGACAACGACGACGACGGUGAGCUGGGCUUGGGCGAAAUUGGCGACGAGGGUGAGAAGGAUGAUAAAAACAACAACAACAACAACAACAACAACAAUGACAACAACGACAACGACAACGACAACGACGACGACAACGACAACGACAACGACAACGACAACAACAACAACAACAACAACGGUAACAACAACAACGGCGGCGACAACAACGAGAUGGAGGAGAAGGGAGAGAACAACAGCAACAACAACGACGGCGUAAACAACAACAAUGACGAGAACAAUAACAGCAACAAGAUCAACAACAAUCACGACGAUGGCGGCGACGACAACCACGGAAGCAGGAGGGAAGAGAGGGGUUGGUGUGCAUCCAAGCCCUGUAUCAGCAUCAUGGGGGAGAUGCCGCCAUCCACGCAGUGGGGGGGGAUUAGUAGCGUGUUGGGGCUGCUGAAGUGGGGUUUGUUUUUGAAGGUAAGACUUCGUGUUCCCCCCCACCCCUACCUGGUGUUUUCUCAGGCGGAUUCGUGUCUCUCUCUCUGGCAUCGGGUGGGGAUAGGAUAGAUGAUUUCACUGUCUUGAAUAGUGUUGAUUAGGGUUGAUCGCUGCUCAUCUCUCAAACCCUCAACUCUUAAGCAUGAAAGGACUGUUGGUGAUCACGUUUUUCUUUGCUAGUGAGAAUAUGUGCGAUAUCACAUCUAUUCAUAUCAUUGAAUAGGGAUAUAUGAUUCAUCAGCAGAAGGUCAAUCCUUCCCCUGCGUGGGGAAGUAACCAAUGCCUCUGCUCUCUUUGGAGUUGCAGGAAUCAACAACAUAUACAGAC
Messenger RNA from Chara braunii, 1592 nucleotides. The record is from the annotation of a GenBank genome assembly. Lineage: Eukaryota; Viridiplantae; Streptophyta; Charophyceae; Charales; Characeae.